Messenger RNA from Varroa destructor (honeybee mite), 3051 nucleotides. RefSeq lists its product as uncharacterized. The record is from RefSeq and is a predicted model, not a curated record. NCBI's taxonomy places the organism in Eukaryota, Metazoa, Arthropoda, Arachnida, Mesostigmata, Varroidae.
GGACGAUUCUCGAACUAUUCACAACGGAUGCAUCACGGCAUAAACAAUGACGACACCAAAGUAUCGUGAUGAUUGUUUUGCACAAGUAACUCCUAGGCGGUCCAGCCUGCAGAAAUCGCCGUUUGUAAACAGACGUGUCAACGAGGCCACACCUACGAAUGCCAGGAAGACAGUUGCCAACAUCUCAGGAGUCACUAGCAGUGGAAGGAAAGCCAUUGCAAGCGCCGUUGCUAGCGGGACCUCUUCAAACAGCAACCAUGGCGUCAACAAGCAACUCAAGGGAAGUGUCCUGGUUUGUCUUUGCAAUGGACGGGGUUACUCGACUGGGACCGUGGGUUUGGCAGCCCUCGAUCUGCGAACGAAUCGCCUAUUUGUUCGACAGUUGGAAGAUACACCGAAUUACUACACGACUUGCACAGUUCUCACCAGCUUGGACCCAAUGGAAAUCACGAUGCCCCGCACCGCGCUUGAUGCAAGGCCUGAAAGACAGUUGGUCAAACAGCUGAAGCAAUUCUUUCCUGAGGUGCAACUCACCGGUAUUGAACGCCGAUGGUACAAUGAUUGCAAGGGCGUCGAAGUCCUUCGUAAAUUGAACAUGUUUCCACAAGCGGUGCCUCGUCUUGACAUUGAGCUACGCAAUAAGUAUUAUGCGCUUGCAUCCGCCAAUGCGAUCUUUAAAUACGCCGAAUUGGUACAAAAGGCGGCCGCGCCGAGAGCCCGUUCACUACGAAUUGACAUACUCCCACCGGUAGAAGGAAUCUGCCAAGUUGAUGCCGUCACCGUUCGCGAACUGGAGUUAAUUGCAAGCCUAGAUGUUGCUAGCGACGCCUAUAAGUACACCCUUUUCGACGUAAUAAAUUACACAGCAACUGGUCCAGGACAACGAGCACUCAGACUAAGGCUUCUGCAGCCACUGCGAGACCUAGCCCAUAUUGAGGAGCGUCUUGAUUGUCUCACCGAAUUGAUUGAUCGAGCUGCACUUGCUCAGGAUUUGCAUACUUUGCUAAGCAAGACCAUCGAUCUCGAGCGACUUAUCACCAACAUAGUGAAGGAUGGUUUAGGCGGUGGAGACCAUGCAACUGCUAUGGCGAACCGAAUACAAUGCCUGUUAUCCCUCAAACACAACCUUGACCUGCUGGAAUCCUUUCAAACAAUUCUGGGGCCGUACGCUAAGGAGGCGGGUUCUGUUCCUGGCGCUUGCAAACAACAGAGAAUAUCCUAUAUCAGCAUACUCCAAAGCUUCAUGUCCGAUCCGAGAUUCAAGCAGAUCUCUAAGGUCAUCAACGACUACUUUGUCCCUGAAGCGUUUCUGAACCGUGGUGUACUAGAUUCUCUAACUGCGCGUAUUGGCUGCAUUCGUGUUGAAAUCAGCGAUACUUUAGAUCAGUACCGCAGAUUGUACGCAGAAACCAUUGAGGAAAUCGAUAACAUACGGACGAGAGCGGCCGAAAAAUACCAACUCAGUAGACUUCAGCUGGCCUUUUCAGCAGUAAGAGGAUUUCACUUUAGUCUUCCGAGCUCCAAUCACUCAAUGUCCAUGUUGCCUCCUGAAUUUAUCAAGAUAACCCAUACCCGUUCAAACUAUCACUUCACAACUGAGUCACUUCUUCGGGCUAAUGAACGCCUAAAUUGGGUGGUAAACGAAAUUUACCGAAGUUCAAUUAUCGUCCUACAACCAGUAGUAGACCAAAUUCGGCCUCACAUCGACAGCCUAUUCAAACUUGCAGAAAUGUGGACCGAGCUUGAUGUGACCUGCAGCUUAGCGAUUUUAGCUAGCGUUAAUGAUGGCUUUGUAAGGCCCAAAUUCUCCGAUUAUGUUACAGCUGUUGAGGAGGGCCGCCACCCUGUACUGGCGCGCCAGUGGUCAUUCGAAGACCCUGACGUAUUUCACGCAAACCCUGUUCGACUGACCACAAAAGAUAAUAUGAUUAUUCUCACCGGACCUAACAACGCCGGCAAGUCCGUCUAUAUGAAACAAUUAGCACUGCUACAAAUUCUCGCACAGAUUGGAAGUUACGUACCGGCAAAGUGGGCGGUAUUUCGACCAGCGAGCAAAAUUUUCGCCCGUACAGGGUACGGGGAUGAUCUGGUUAACAGCUGUUCGUCGUAUAUGCUUGAAGUUGUACGCGUAAGUCAGGUGCUGGAAAACGUCGAAGAAGACUCAUUGAUCGUCGUGGAUGAACUGGGUUGUGGCACCAGCGAAGAAGAUGGAGCCGCGCUCUGUUUUGCAGUGGCAAGUUACCUGAGCAAAUUUAAGGCGUUUGUCAUUUUUUCCACACACUUCGAGCUCGUAACCCAUCUUGAGAGGUUCUAUCCUAAUGUCAGUAAUUAUCAUAUUGAUGCAAAAAUUGAAAACGGUGUAUUAGUCUAUAAACGGAGUCUUGAAGAGGGAGUAACCCCGCUAACAGCAUAUGGCGUCCAAACGGCACGCCAGAAUGGCGUUCAGGAAGCGAUCUGCAAAGAGGCAGCAGAGGUCGCAUAUACUAUUUGGCUUAAUACUAAGCCGUUGAAAGCGCUUGACCAGGCUGAUUGCUUGUUAAAUCUGCGACGCCAGGCGUCCGCUUUGAGAAAAAAGGCAAUAGCUUUCACUCGAGCAGGCUUCGCGAAAUUAACUCGCGAACAGACAGCGGAACUCGUGGAAGACAUCAAGACACUUGCGGAGAACAAACAGCAGGUGAUGGGCAUCAUUGCAAACUGUCGAAGCCGACCUACUGCUAUUGAAUAUGAAGCUACAACCCGUAAUGGCAAAGACUACUCGAGUAUUAUACUUCAGAAUUCCGUAGCUCGAACACCGAUUUCGGCCAGCCCAUUUUUUCCCAGUAAGGAGUAGUCCUUAACCGAAUACUCAGAGCUCGUCUAACCUUAAAAUGUCAGAUUGACGUCUAUGAUGUGUAAAUGAUAUGAGAAUGUACUUUGUGCGCAAGGUUAGUUACUUUAAACGUAGUGAAUGAGCACUGUGAAAAAUGGUGUUUGGCAAACAUGACAAGAUCUAUUAGAAAAUUCUAUUUUAUUUAGUUGAAUAGCAACGAUGGCGCUGACCCUAUCCGUAUA